Messenger RNA from Mollisia scopiformis, 1788 nucleotides. RefSeq lists its product as uncharacterized. The transcript is spliced from 2 exons. Lineage: Eukaryota; Fungi; Ascomycota; Leotiomycetes; Helotiales; Mollisiaceae. The record is from RefSeq and is a predicted model, not a curated record. The coding region runs from base 1 to 1788 and encodes 595 amino acids. Gene Ontology annotation, biological process: positive regulation of transcription by RNA polymerase II. Gene Ontology annotation, cellular component: nucleus. Gene Ontology annotation, molecular function: DNA-binding transcription factor activity, RNA polymerase II-specific; zinc ion binding; transcription cis-regulatory region binding.
AUGGCAGGAGGAUCCAGAAGUAGAAGUGGCUGCUGGACGUGUCGACUACGAAGGAAGAAAUGUGAUGAAAGACGUCCAGGAUGCGAGACAUGCGAGAAGCUCGGCAUCUCCUGCCACGGGUACGCCAACCGUCCCGACUGGAUGGAUGGCGGGGAGCAAGAAAAGGCAAAGUCGGCUGAAGUCAGACGGGAUAUCAAGAGUGCAACACGCCGUGAUGCUGGUCCGACUGCAAGUCAACCCUCAGCGUCGGUCCAUGAGCCAUCCCCACGGGUCAGCCCUACCCUAGAGAAUGCGACCCACCACGAGCCUCGGCAUUCUCCUCAGGAGAUCAGCACCACGUUGCCAACGGGAACUAACCAGAGCGACCGGCAGUUAUUGAACUCUAUGCUCGGUCUCAAUGUCGUUCUAGUUGGAGCAUCGUCGUCUGGUUCAUACCGAAGCAAUGGGGCCCAAGGAUUCGGACGGACCCAAACUAGUGAAGGCUCAGGAGACAUCGAGCAACGCCAGAUGCCCGUUAUCAAGGAACGCGAUGCUUCACUACUGAUGUACUACAUGGAUUGUGUGUUCCCAAUGCAGUUUAAGAUGUACAACCCGGCGCCAGCUGAAGGAGGUCGUGGUUGGUUGCUGUCAUUGCUUUUGCGCACGCCGCCCCUAUACUACAUGAGCCUCGCUUUGGCUGCUCAUUGUAUGGAGGUCUUGGAAAUUCCAAACGGCUCGGACGAAAGCAAAGGGGUCACAUCGGCCCAACUUGCAUCGGCUUUACAGAAUCUUCAACAGUAUAUCACCAUGUUCAACGAGCAGCCAGGCCCUGGGAGUCUGGAAGAAAACAUCAAGGUUUUGGUCUGUAUCAUGCAAAUGAUCGGCUUUGUCGGAUUUGCGGGCGGCACUGAGAACUGGCAAGUUCACAUGAAGGGAGCUUCAACAAUAGUGAGCAGAUUCACAGACAUCCUAUGUUCAUCGAACAGUACCAGUCAUCUAUUCGAGAGCAAUAGAUCUGGCACAGUGAUGUCCGUGGAAGAACUGAUCACUGUAAAAUUCUUGGUCAGCAUAUUCUCGUGGAUCGAGAUUGCCAAUUCCGUAUCCUCGGGGUCGUCUCCUACUCUUGGAUAUAUUCACGAUCGACUUCUUGGCGGCCAAGAUCCUCCAAUCCGUUUGGACAAAGUCAUGGGUUGCGAUAAUACAGUCAUGAUACUCAUAGCAAAAAUCGGAGCAUUGGACGAGUGGAAGCGAGAUGCGCAGGCAACCGGAAAGCUGAGCAUGAUGGAACUCGUUACAAGAGCGUCGUCGAUCGAGAAGGAAUUGAUGCUGGCUCUUUCCGGCAUCCCUGGCGGAAGGCCCCCUUCAGCAGAUUUUCGAUCUCUGUACGGCCUCAGCAGAGCGACGCUCUCUGUGUAUUUCGAUUACGUUACUGAAGCAUACACGCUUUCGGCCCUCGUUUACCUCCAUGUAGUAGUCUCUGGUCCGCAUGCUGAACUUCAGGAAAUUCGUAACAAUGUAUCCCAAUCCGUUGAGCUGUUUAGACGUCUUCCGGAACCUAUUAUCGCGCGUGCGCUGUACUGGCCAAUUUUGGUUACUGGUUCCAUGGCACUGCCCGAGGAGGAAAACCUUUUCAAAGAAAUGCUUGCGGAAAGUGGUGUCAAGCCGAUAUUUGUUGGACCAGGUUGGAAUAUCAUCAAAAUUCUCGAGGAAUGCUGGAGACGACGACGAACAAAUGACCCAUUACCUGUGAAAGAGGGAUAUUGGGCCGAUAUUAUGUCUAGCCUGGACACCACAGUCCUUCUACUUUAG